Molecule: messenger RNA, 1170 nt
Organism: Peronospora belbahrii
Lineage: Eukaryota; Oomycota; Peronosporomycetes; Peronosporales; Peronosporaceae
Source: the annotation of a GenBank genome assembly
AUGUGGCGAGGCUCGUGGCGCAUUGUAGCUCGUCGUGCUGGUGCGCAGCGAUUAUUGAGCUCCAGAACGGAUGUUACUACAUGCCAACUUGCGGUACGGUCUUUGUCGUCUGCAUACGUCGUCGCUAGCGCUGGUCUCGCGAUAGCAGCAGUCGUUAGUCAUGAGAAGCGAGACGAGACGGUAAAACUAGAGCCAUCAUUGGCAAAGAAGAGUAUGCUGUCGAGGAAUUUCAUUGCUGAUGCUGUGGAGAAAGCAUUUCCUGCCGUUGUGAACAUUGCUGUGGAUUCAGGAUACGUUGGUAGCAAUGGAUCGGGUUUUAUCAUCACGAAGGAAGGUUUAAUUGUAACAAACGCCCACGUUCUCGCACGAUGCAAUCGUUACUCCAAAAUCCAGGUGACGUUUGCCGACGGCAGCACACACCCUGCUGUAAUCCACAGCACCGAUCCUCUUUCAGACAUUGCGUUACUCCAGAUCAAAUCUGAUGAAGUGAAAGAGUGGCCUAUGAUUUCGAUCGCGUCAUCGUCAGAACUUCGCGCUGGUGAAUGGGUGUGUGCUCUCGGUAGCCCAUUUUCCUUGCAAAAUAGCGUGAGUGCUGGUAUUAUCAGUGCUGUAGCUCGGCAUAGCAGCGAGCUGGGUUACCCGCAGAAAGGUGGUGAGUACAUCCAAACGGAUGCAGCUAUCAAUGCGGGCAACUCUGGCGGCCCGCUUAUUAAUCUGGACGGUGAGGUGAUUGGUAUCAAUACAAUGAAGGUGUAUGGCAGCGUGGGUAUCUCCUUCGCGAUCCCGGCUGAUACGGCAGUUCAAGUAAUUGAGCAGCUACGCAAGCACAAAAAAGUGGUGCGUCCGUACAUUGGCAUGCAGAUGAUUAACUUUAACUCCCGAGAGCUCAAAGAGAUUGGCCGAAUGUUUCCGGAUGUAAAGGAAGGCGUUAUUGUCAAGUCAGUCUCUCCGGGUUCACCUGCUCACAAAGGAGGUUUGCUUCCUGGUGACGUGAUUGUUUCGUUUGAUGGAAAGAAGGUGUUUAGUACCAAAGACAUUUUGACAACCGUGGGUUACACUAUUGGGCGUGAUAUUCCUGUUCAAGUGAAGCGCCGUGGGAAAACGAAUCUUGUACAGUUACAGGUCACAACUGAACCACUACCUGCUCCAAUCCAGUCAUUUACAAGCUAG